GUAUGGCAGUAAGGACAUCCAAUGUUCUGUGAGUUUAUAUAAAACAAUUAAAUGUAGUUUUUGGUUAUGUGUUCUUUUUUUUUUUUUUUUUUAACUGAGAAAGUCUUUCCUGCUUACACUGUUUUUGGUAUACCUCGCAGUUCAUUUUGGGUCAGGUCUGCUGUUCAUUUGCUUUUAGAGCUUUCACGUUUCCUAUUUGACGCAACGCUAUUUCCGCCACCACUGGAGUUCCGCCGGUGACGUCGCCUUGCAGGUGCGCGUGAACCUGCUCUCGUGAAGGCAGGCAGGUGCUCUUCGGUCCAGCCGCGCCGUCUGUGACCGCACGCCUGUCCUCUUCCAAACAUGGCGGGUUACCUGAGAGCUCUGCGCGCCGUGUUGAGGAGCGCGGCCGCUCCGCUGUCACCGAGCCCCGCGGCGCUUUCACCGUCUGCCGUCUGCAUUAAGAGACAGCAGCAGAGGGACUAUUCAACGAAGCGCAUCAAAGUGGACCAGCCGGUGGUGGAGAUGGACGGAGAUGAGAUGACCCGCAUCAUAUGGGAGUUCAUAAAAGAGAAGCUCAUCCUACCAAAUGUGGAGGUAGAGCUGAAAUAUUUUGACCUGGGUCUGCCCUACCGCGACCGGACGGACGACCAGGUCACCAUCGACUCGGCUCUGGCUACGAAGAAAUACAGCGUGGCCGUCAAGUGUGCCACGAUCACGCCUGACGAGGCUAGAGUUGAAGAGUUUCACCUUAAGAAGAUGUGGAAGAGUCCAAACGGCACCAUCAGGAACAUUUUGGGUGGCACGGUUUUCCGUGAGCCAAUCCUGUGUAAAAACAUUCCCCGCCUCGUUCCUGGCUGGACACAGCCCAUAACCAUUGGCAGGCACGCCUUUGGAGAUCAGUACAGGGCAACAGAUUUUGUUGUGGACAAUCCUGGGAAGUUCAAAAUGGUAUUCACUCCAGCGGACGGAAGUGACCCCCGGGAGUGGGAGGUCUAUGACUUCCAGGCUGGAGGCUGUGGAAUGGGAAUGUACAACACUGAUGAGUCUAUCAGUGGCUUUGCUCACAGCUGCUUCCAGUACUCCAUCCAGAAGAGGUGGCCUCUGUACUUGAGCACCAAGAAUACCAUCCUCAAGGCCUACGACGGCCGUUUCAAAGACAUCUUCGAGGACAUAUAUGAAAAGUCGUACAAGCCCGAGUUUGACAAGCUGAAGAUCUGGUACGAGCACCGACUCAUUGACGACAUGGUGGCCCAGGUUCUGAAGUCCAGCGGAGGAUUUGUUUGGGCCUGCAAAAAUUAUGAUGGAGAUGUGCAGUCAGACAUUCUGGCUCAGGGCUUCGGCUCUCUGGGUCUGAUGACGUCAGUGCUGGUGUGUCCUGAUGGCAAGACUAUAGAGGCAGAAGCUGCUCAUGGCACCGUCACCAGGCACUACCGAGAUCACCAAAUAGGCAAACCGACCAGCACCAAUCCCAUCGCUAGCAUCUUUGCCUGGACUAGAGGACUAGAGCACAGAGGAAAACUGGAUGGAAACAAAGAUUUAAUAAUGUUCUGUCAGACGUUAGAGAAGGUGUGUGUGGAAACGGUGGAGAGCGGAGUGAUGACCAAAGACCUUGCAGGCUGCAUCCACGGCUUGGCUAAUGUCAAGCUGAACGAACACUACGUCAACACAACUGACUUCCUGGACGCCAUUAAAAUCAACCUGGACAAAGCUCUGGAAAAGUAAACAGAGGAUGUCAUCAGAUUUUGAAGAAUUCUCCAUAUUUUUACCUUUUGCCUGUAUGAAUCUUUGUAUAUGAAUGGAUUGUAUAUUUUUGAUAAACAAUUGUGCCUUUUAUUUUACUUCCUGCUCAGUGCCUGCACUCUUCCAGCUUUGAAUGCUUUUAUACUGUAUAAAGCAGAUAAGGCUACAAUAGAAAUGAAGGUUAAUGUUAACCAAUACUGACUUUGACAGGAAAGUUUCAGGCUUAUUUAACCAGUGGUUGUGUCAGAGCAGAGUACAAGUCUGAACUAUGUAUGCAGUAUCAACAUUAAUAUAAAAAACGUCAAGAACAAAA
Molecule: messenger RNA, 2035 nt
Organism: Xiphophorus couchianus (Monterrey platyfish)
Lineage: Eukaryota; Metazoa; Chordata; Actinopteri; Cyprinodontiformes; Poeciliidae
Product: isocitrate dehydrogenase [NADP], mitochondrial-like
Exons: 11
Coding region: 343-1704 (453 amino acids)
Biological process (GO): isocitrate metabolic process; NADP+ metabolic process
Cellular component (GO): mitochondrion
Molecular function (GO): NAD binding; magnesium ion binding; isocitrate dehydrogenase (NADP+) activity
Source: RefSeq, a predicted model, not a curated record